Molecule: messenger RNA, 1916 nt
Organism: Alligator sinensis (Chinese alligator)
Lineage: Eukaryota; Metazoa; Chordata; Crocodylia; Alligatoridae
Gene: VRK3
Product: vaccinia related kinase 3
Exons: 13
Coding region: 201-1532 (443 amino acids)
Biological process (GO): peptidyl-serine phosphorylation; signal transduction
Cellular component (GO): nucleus; cytoplasm
Molecular function (GO): ATP binding; protein serine/threonine kinase activity
Source: RefSeq, a predicted model, not a curated record
AGGAACCAGGAAUAAGGAACCAACUUCAGGCUCAUGAGUGCCGCAGGACAUGUGCUAUAUUAGCACCGUGCCAACAUCCUUCACAAGAUAAACCCAGAGAUUUCAAAUAGGAAUCCGCAGCAUCCAACAUAUUCUGACCUGUUGUGGUCUGAGGUCUUUGCUGCAGGAGAACUGCUCUGUGAUUCAUCUGCAGUCCAAAAAUGAGUGAAAAAUUAAGAGCCAGCAUUUUCCAAGGGGUGUGUGGAUGUACCGAUGUGCCCCUGGAGUCUGAAAAGAUUGGGAACCACAAAUCUCAACAGGGCUCAGACCAACAGGUGUUACCAGGGCAAGAGGAAAUGGCCCCAAAUCCUGCCAAGCCCGUGCUACACGCCUUGAUGCAGGAGGAGCCAUUGCUGCCAGUGACAUCUCCUGUGAAAACAAAAGUAGAAUGCAUGUCACCUGAGAAAAUCCCAACUUUUACUGCAGCCAGACAGGCAACUCGGAGCCCCAAGGCCGUGUCCCCGGGGCCUGCAGUGGCAUCCAAAGCAAAGCUCAGUCCCCGAUCUCCACGGCGCAUCAGGAAUGUCCUGGUGGCUCCUCUCCCAGAGGGGGAAAUCCUGACAGACCAGAACAACAAACAGUGGAAACUUGUGAAGCUUCUGAGCCAGGGCAACUGGGGGCUGAUAUAUGAAGCACAGUCAGCAUCUGGAGCCUGUCCUCAAAAGCAAAGAUACUCUCUCAAACUUGAUGCCAAAAAUGGGAAGAUCUACAAUGAGCAGAACUUCUUACAGCGAGCUGCCAAGAAAGCCACAGUGGAUAAGUGGAAGAAGAUGCAUUUGGUGCCUUUGCUGGGAAUUCCAAACUGCAUUGGCUUUGGACUCCAUGCAAGUAGCUACAGGUUUCUGGUGUUCCCAGAUUUAGGGCGAACCCUUCAGUCCAUCCUUGACGAUGGCACAGACCUGACAGAGAAAACGGUUUUCCAGGUUGCAGUGCGGCUGCUAGACUGCCUGGAGUACAUCCAUGAGAACGAGUAUGUGCAUGGAGACCUCGCUGCUGAGAACAUCUUUGUGAACCCAGUGGACCUCACACAGGUCACUCUGGCAGGCUACUGCUUCGCUUUCCGAUACUGCCCGGAGGGAAAGCACGUGGCUCACCAUGAAGGCAGCAGGACUCCUCAUGAGGGCACCAUCGAGUUCAUCAGCCUGGAUAGCCACAAAGGAGUUGCUCCAUCUCGCCGGAGUGACCUGGAGUCUCUGGGCUACUGCUUGCUGAAGUGGCUCUGCGGCUUCCUGCCCUGGUCUAAUGAGCUGGCCAAUGUUCAAGCUGUGAUGGAACAGAAAAAGAGGCACAGAAUGGAUGUGACUGGCCUCCUGAGACUGUGCUAUGUCCGGAAAACAAUUCCAGGUGCCCUACAGAGCUACCUGCAGCAAGCAAUGGCUUUAGAGUACGAGGAGAAGCCAGACUACGAGGCUCUGCGAGAGAUCUGGAGGAAGCCACUGGAGAGGAUGAGAGCUUCAGCCUAUGACUCAGUGGAUGUCAACAUGGUGCCCUAGAUUUGAGGAAACUUGACUGAGACUGAAAAUGUAGGCCUGUUGGAAGGGAUGCACCCCCCCCGCUCAAGCUGUGCAGCCAGCUCUCACUGUGCCAUUACAUUUUGUUCUAGAAUUGUGACUUUUAUAGAUUGUUCUUAGAGAUUUUACCGUAAGUUAAAAGCUGAAAUUUGAGCCAGCACUGUUCCUUUAUGAGCUUCAACUAAUGUGAAGACCCACUCCUUCAUGGCAGAUGGCUACCCAGCCAUUUGGAACUACUGAGGCACCCAUGCAUAUUGCCAUGGAGACAAGGGCUGAACCUGGUGAAGGGGAAGAAAUUGGGAAUUUUAAACAUUUGUAUCUUCCUAGAAAUGUUUUCUAAUAAACUAGUUUCAGAUGGAUCCUGUA